Molecule: messenger RNA, 1944 nt
Organism: Cylindrotheca closterium
Lineage: Eukaryota; Bacillariophyta; Bacillariophyceae; Bacillariales; Bacillariaceae
Source: the annotation of a GenBank genome assembly
AUGAUCCGCAGGUCAGCCUUUCCAAUGAUUCUUCUGUUUCCAUGUCUGGUGUGCAGCACCUAUUUCUUCAAGACAGAUGUUGCCGCGCAGGACUUGGCCGGCGAAACCAACGGUGGUCAGUUUGCUUUCUAUGAUACCCCACUGUUUGCAGAGGGAAUCUCACAUCGACAGGAUGUAUGUGACCGCUAUUAUGCACUGAACAAUGGUACCAUGAAACUGGAGGACGUUCUUCGAGGGAUCAAGUUACACGCCAUAUUUGGUGCUUACUCCGGAUCAUACUUCAAUUAUAACAAUGAAACCGGAAUCCAACCAUAUGGUGGGAUUGUGGCUGAGAUUAUGGACGAAUUGGCGGUACGAGCGGGAUUUACUUGGAGAGAUAGUUUUGGCAUUUAUGAUGUUCCCUCCGGUGGAGUAAAUGAAACCUGGACAGAUCUGCUGGUCUGGAGUACUGAUACUUAUGAUAUUACAAUCGAUUGGUGGGCAAAGAGCCUUCCUCGGAUGAACUUGGGAGUUGCCUUUUUGAGAGACUGGUACGAUUCCAGUAUUAUAUUAAUCUCAAAGCAGAAUCUUGCCGACGAAGUGGGCACUGAAGCUAAAAUCAGCCUUGGCAACUGGAUGGAACCAUUCACAUGGGAGGUUUGGUGGGCCACCAUUGGAACUAUUCUCUUGUCAGGAGUUGCAUACCAGCUCAUAGAAUGGAUGUCCAAUGAUCGUGGAGAUCGAAAAUUCUGGGUUUGGUUUUCAGACAGUUUUUACCUGAGUGCAAUGAAUGCCACACAGGCCUAUGAAUAUGGAACUCCGCGCACUGCGGCUGGAAAGAUUUUUGGGUUCAGUUCGGCGCUGUGGGGAUUGAUUUUGACCGCAACCUACACGGCUAACCUGGCGUCUCUUUUGGUGACCACAAAUGACUCUCCACUGAGCCAAAUUGAAGGUAUCGAAGAUAUCACCUAUCUUAAGUAUCCAGUUUGUACCUGGGCCGGGACCAUUCUGGAUUCUCAUCUGGAAGCCAACCACGCCUCCACCAUUCGAAAACCAAAAAAAGAGCUGGUCGAUGUUUACAGUGCUUUGGACAGCAAUGAGUGUUUUUUUGCUGUUGACACAGUUCAAGGAUGGUUGGAACAUAAGAGUAAGCGUGAAUACAAUCCGGCCUGUAAACUGCAAUGGGUUGGUGGGGACCGAAAGGUUUCCACUAAUGGAGCUGGUUUCGUCGCCAAAGCGGAUGCUGGCGUCAAGUGCACAAGUCUCAUUCGAGAUGUACUCGACUACUACCUGGAACAGUUGGUGAGCGAGGGGUGGAUAGAGAAAGCAUGGGAGGUAGAAAAUCAGAGAAAACAAGACCUUGAUUGUGACAGCUUCCGACCUGAUCUACAAGCUUUGGGUGGAUUCGAAAUUCAAACUGCCGAGGACAGUGCUGCUGAUGAGAGUGGGCGCCGUAUUCGACGCUUGCAGCAGGAAGCAAUCCAGUCGUCCGGAAUUCACCAGCGACGACGAAUGAAGGCUGGAUCGAAGUCAGCAGCGUCUGCUGCAGGAGCUCUUGACGGAGGAAUAGACGAUAGUCAACAGAUGGAAUUAGGUGCCAUGAUUGGGUCUUUCAUGGUUCAUUGGGUUAUGAUGGCUAUCGCGGUGGUCGUAGCUGCCUUUCAGAGGUACCGAAAGCAAAAGCAACGUAAAUCACUUUCUGCUACGAGUAAGCUUGAAGGCGAUUCCAGUCACCCUGCUUUGGAGGGGUUCGACGAAUUGGAGAAGAAGAAUGCGAAUGUUAGCAAUCUUGAACUUAAGGAACAAAUACAAGUCCUGAAUCGAGCCCUAGUAUCCUCAAAGACUUCUCAAACCAGACUUAUGGAAGAACAGAUGGAGCUACGAGAUCAGAUUGAGAAUCUAUCCACAAUCCUUGAAAAAAUUGUCAAAGGAAAGAAAGAAGUUCAUAUAAAUGGGUCGUUUUGA